This is a messenger RNA of Mycetomoellerius zeteki, 449 nucleotides long. RefSeq lists its product as uncharacterized. The annotation marks the transcript as partial. The record is from RefSeq and is a predicted model, not a curated record. The transcript has a single exon. Lineage: Eukaryota; Metazoa; Arthropoda; Insecta; Hymenoptera; Formicidae.
CGCGGCGGCGGACGCGGCAGCGGUAGCGGACACCUCUACAACAAGCGAGGUCCUGGCCAGGUGCCGGGCGGCAUUGGCAACAAUAACAUCAACAGUCACAUCGGGGUCGGCGGCACCGCCGGUGGCAUCCUUCACGGAGGAGUCAAGGGCCAACGGCAGCCGUUCCUUCAGCGUCUACCGUCGCGCAUACACGAUCUCACUCGGGCAAUCGAGAUGGCAGUUUCGGGAGCGGCGAAUACGGCAACGCAGCAGCAUCAACAGCAACAGCAGCGUCAGCACGCGCAAGCCAAGCAGACCUCCCUGAAGAAUAAACCCAACAACAACCGUCAGGCCGGCAGCAAAAAGCUCCAGCAGAGCGAGAAAGUGUAGUUGCAAGGAGUGUGUGAGAGAGAGAGAAAGAGGGAGAGAGAAACUGAACGUAUGUGUACCUGUGUUCGUGUGCGUGUGUA